UUUACAUACCCAUCUCAUCUUUAUCGAAAAUUCGAGAGCAUGUGAAACGAAAAGUAAUUUCAUCGUUGUAAAAAAAAUUAUUUUAAAGUUGUUUCUUUGUUUAAUUGUAAAAGAUAUUUAUUGAUUCGAAACUUUGCCCGAUAAAUAAAUAAGGAAUUUUAUUGUAAAUUUUUGAAGCGUGCAAACGGCCAUUUGUAAAUUGUGUUGAAUAUUGCUGGUCGAUCAGCCAACUUCGUGAAUACCAGUGAAUACGUUUAUUCUUGAACAGUUAUAAUUGCUUCCACUCACCGAUUUGAUCAUACAAAAAGUGUUUAAUUAGUUUGCAUAAAUAAAUCCUAAAAAUCCGGGAGAAAUAAAAAUUAAUUUUUCAUUUAACCUGUACAGGAUUUAACCUACAAAACUGAAGCGCAAAAUGUCUGAAAGUUGGGAAAGCGAGGACGAUUAUAAUUCGAAGAAAAGUCGAUCGUAUUCAAGAGAAUUUACAAAUCAGUCGCGUUAUAAUGAUAGGAGACAAAAUGAUGAUAGAAGAGGCCGAGGAGGUCGAUCUCUAGGACGUGGACGACGAGACGAUGAUAAUAGUAAUUACGGGCGGCAAAAUCAGUCAAGACAAAAUAAUGAUUCUGAAAAUUCAAACUCUGGUAGACAGCAGUACGGUCGAAACUCUCAAUAUAAUUCUGAAAGUAAUUACAGUCAGUCUAAACAGUUUAGCACAUCAGACGGUACAGAAGACCUCAUUUUGCAAAUUCAAACCUUCAGAAUUGGAAAACUUAUUGGUAGAGGCGGCUCAACCGUAAAGGAUCUUCAAAAUCAAAGCGGAUGUCGAAUUUCGAUCGACGGUGACAGAUCAAGCGAAACAGUGUCUGUGACAUUGUCCGGUGCUGAAGAUGCGAAAAUAAGUGCAAAACAACUUAUUGAUGAUCUCAUGAAUGUUGGAAUGAAUCCACCACAAGAACGUGGGCAACGAAAUUACAAUAAUCAAUCAUCACGAAGAUCAUCAUCGAAAUCGCCGUCAUUCAGAUCUUCUAAUUAUUCUCCUCAGCGUGGAUCAAAUUCUUCCACGAAGAAUUAUGAAAGAAACAGUGACGAUCGUUAUCAGUCACAUGGCUCUCGAGACGAUUCAAGACGAUUCGAUUCUGGCAAUUUUCAUAAUUCACGACGAUCCGAUUCCGAUAGUUAUCAGAAUUCGCGAAAAUCCGAUUCGAAUAAUUAUCAAAGUUCACAGCGACAAUAUGAACGACCCAAAUCUCCCGAAAGUAAUCAAACUUCUCAGCAGGACUCAAAAGAUCCAAAUGAAAUAGAUUUCUCCAAUUUCGACUGGUCGAAAGCUAAUGAAUUAUACGAACAAGCGCAGAAGGAAAGGUGGGCAAAGUUGCCAUCGUUGAAAAAGUAUUUUUAUAAAGAGGAUCCAAAAGUUGCGAGCAUGACGAAGGAAGAAGUUGACAAUUUUAGGUUGACAAACAACAAUAUUGAGGCGAAGCUUAUGUUCGAUAAUGACGUUGAGAUAAAAGAUUUAAAAGUUCCAAAUCCCGUGACUACUUUCGAACAAGCAUUUCAACACUAUCCAGAGAUUCUGGACGAAAUUUACAAACAAGGUUUCGAAAAACCCAGUCCAAUUCAGUCACAGUCAUGGCCAGUUCUUAUGAGUGGCAUGGAUUUAAUUGGAAUAGCUCAAACCGGAACAGGAAAAACACUAGCCUUCUUGCUACCGGCUUUAAUUCACAUCGACGGACAAAAUGUUCCACGCGAGGAAAGGCCAGGACCAAAUGUUCUUGUCUUGGCUCCGACUCGAGAAUUGGCCCAACAAAUUGAAAAAGAGGUCGGCAAAUAUUCUUAUCGAGGAAUUAAAGCAGUUUGUGUGUACGGAGGAGGAAGUAGAAAAGACCAAAUAAAUAUGGUUUCGGGAGGUGUUCAAAUCGUUAUUGCAACUCCGGGGAGAUUAAACGAUUUAGUUCAAGCUGACAUUUUAAAAGUUGAAUCUGUCACGUACCUGAUUCUUGAUGAAGCUGAUCGCAUGUUGGACAUGGGUUUCGAACCUCAAAUUCGUAAAACUCUAUUAGAUGUAAGGCCCGAUAGACAAACCGUCAUGACAAGUGCAACUUGGCCAUCGGGAGUUAGAAGACUGGCGCAGUCCUACAUGAAGAAUCCAGUACAAGUUUGUAUAGGAACAUUAGAUUUAGAAGCAACCCAAACUGUUACGCAAACUGUAGUUAUGACAACUGAUGAAGAAAAAACGAGUAUUUUAAAUGACAUUUUCGUUAAAAUGGGACCUGAUGAAAAAAUAAUGGUGUUUUUCGGAAGGAAAACAACGGUUGAUUCAAUCUCGAGUGAUUUAGCCCUGCAGGGAGUUGUGGCUCAGAGUAUUCACGGUGGCCGGGAACAAAGUGAUCGAGAACAAGCACUCGCAGAUUUAAGAAGUGGCGAGGUUCGAAUUCUUUUAGCGACAGACGUUGCUAGUCGAGGUAUCGACAUUGAGGACAUUACUUGUGUUGUCAAUUACGAUUUUCCUCGUGAUAUUGAAGAUUACGUCCAUCGUGUUGGUCGUACAGGCCGAGCUGGUAGAACUGGAGAGAGUAUAACUUUAAUGACCCGAAGCGAUUGGUCACAUGCUAAAGAUUUAAUUGGUCUUUUGGAAAAAGCUAGUCAGGAAGUUCCCCAGGAUUUGUACGACAUGGCAGAAAGAUACACUGUUUGGGAAGAGAAGAGAAAUCAAGAGAGAGAUCGCGACAGGAGAGACGCUGGUGGCAGAGGAGGUCGGGGUGGACGAGGAGGUCGUGGAGGUCGAAGAGGCGGUGGUAACCGCUGGGGCAAUAGUGAUUAUUAAAAUCUAGUUCCAAAGCAGAUAAUAUAUAAAAAUAAAAUUUUGAUUUAUAUUAUUUAAAGAAUAUUAUGAAACUAAGAGAGAAAAAUUUCACGGUUUUUGAGAAACUGUGCAAUAUUAUUAUUAGCAGUACGAGACUUACGAAUAAUGGAAAUACGAUGUCGAUUCAAGAGACACGUAUCAUUUUAUUUUUAAUUCGAAGAGACUGAUAAAUAGAAAUAGCAAAAAAAAGUAUGCUAAGACUUAGUUAAAACUUGAGUAUUUAAACUCGUUUCCUACCAUUUUUUUUAUAUUGUUAUUACUGUUCUUUAGAUGAUUAUUAUUAUUAUUAUAUUUAGAGGCGACUGUCAGUAUUAAGCGCCAAGUACGAAGAAACGCUCUUCCAAAUCGAGACACGUUCAGUUUCGUUCCUUUCCUUUCAUUUUUCUUCAUUGAAUAAAAAUUCUUUCUUCACUAAAAAUUCUAAAUUAUGUAUUUAUUAUGACGUAAUUUACAAAAAAGGAAAAUUUUAGGUAAAAAUAAUUGUCACUUUUUUACAAUGAUUUUUUCUGACUUAUCUUUGAUUAAGCAAAUUGUCCAAAUAACUUAAACAUUGUAAGUGUAAAGAGGAAUAAAAGUGGUUAAUUUUUCUACAAAA
Molecule: messenger RNA, 3455 nt
Organism: Leptopilina heterotoma
Lineage: Eukaryota; Metazoa; Arthropoda; Insecta; Hymenoptera; Figitidae
Product: probable ATP-dependent RNA helicase DDX43
Exons: 12
Coding region: 413-2821 (802 amino acids)
Molecular function (GO): ATP binding; RNA helicase activity; RNA binding
Source: RefSeq, a predicted model, not a curated record